AACUACAAAGACUUCCCUGCAUAUCCAGUCUUAGAGGGCUGUCCACUAGAUAAGAACGCAUGGGAAAAUGCCUCAGAAAAUUUAAACUGCAGCAAGCCUGAGGAUGGUUUAAAGAAUCGAUACCACUGUAUGCCAAACAGACAUAAAACCAUGCUUCUGGAGUUCUGUUACCCUAGAAAUCGAGUCAGAAUGAGUCCAGGGUUUUGUUUUGUUCUAUCUGACAAUGAUGGUGUGAUAACCAAUUAUGAGGAUACACGUUGUACCAAUUUCAUCAAUAAUAGCUGUCAAAUGUCAUAUGAUGAAGCUAAUGAAAUGUACAAAUAUCCUGCAUGUUUGAAGAUCAAUCCAAGCAAUAGCUGUUACACAAGUGACCCUGAAUGUCCUAGUGUUCCUGAUGAUGCAUUUGACAGUACGAGAGCCUCAGAAACAACAACUAUAGAUAUACUAGGAAAUAGCCAGACUACAAACUCCAGCACAGAAAAUCAAGGACAUCCAACUAAGGAAGACUUCACAACAGUCAUAAUUAUAGUGAUUGUAUUGAUUGUGGUUAUAGGAUGCAUUGUUGCUGCAGGGAUUAUUUACCAGUUUUGUUACAAAAAAAGCUCUGCUCUAACCUUUGGUUUUACAGGGAGUAGUCCUCAGAUGGGGGAAGUAGUGUUUUUCCAGGGAGAUGGACAUUUUUAUAAUAUCCCAAGAAAAAUGAUUGGAAACGUAGAAAUUCUUGAUUGUGGAUGUAGUAUAAAGCUGGUUUGCAUUGCUGAAACUACCUUGACCAAUCAGCUGACCUCUGUUGAAUGGAAAAAAGAUGGCACAGUCCUCCAAAUGGACGGUUCUAAAUAUUCUGGAGGAGAUGAGAGAGAGCCAAGCUUGGUUAUACACAAUGUCUCUGUAGAAGAUGCUGGGAAUUACCAAUGUGAAAUAGCGUACACCGAUGAAACAUCUAACAGUAAAGCAUUCGAAAUAGAUCUACCAGCAGUUGAAUUUAUUGGUAAAGAAGUCAGAGGAAGCAAUUUGGUUCUAAAAUGUAAGGUAUCUAAAUCAUGUGUCAAGUUAUCUAUACAUUGGAAAAGAGAUAAUAAACUACUUACUACCAAGGAUGAAAAAUUCUCUGAUGUGGAUACUGCCUGUUUAAUCAUUAAAAACUACAACAUCACAGACUCGGGGCUGUACCAGUGUACCCUUACAAAUGCUCUAGGCUGGUCUGCAGAUUGUCAGUAUAACUUAGAAACGGCAAACAUCUGCCUUGUGAAAACACCACCUAUGUUACCAUUAUGCAAGAAAUACAAAAAUAUAAAACUCAAAGCAAGAAUGCAAAGAAAAAAUGAAAAUAUUUCAAUGGAGUGUCUUACUGUUCAGUGGCAGAAAGUUAAAAAGGAAGGUGAAAAAGAAAUAGUUUCUACUAUACAUAUUGACAAUGCCAAGUAUACCCUUCAGUGUACACAAGUAGAUGAAAACACAAGAACAUAUGAGCUGCUCAUCCACCAACUAACGGAACUUGAUUCUGGAGUUUAUUGCUGUGUGUUACUGGAUAAUGCAUGUGGAAAAUUAAAGAGUGAAAAAUUACCAGUGUAUGUUGUAGAAGAUUUUUACAACAAAGAAGAGUGGAAAAAUGAUGACAGCAUUUAUGAGGAACCUGAAGAGGGAUUCUCAACAAAAAUAAUGACAUUGUUAGAUCAGACAGAUGUACAUGUAGUUAUCCUAGUUGGUCCACCAGGAGUUGGAAAAACAUUCACAGCAAGACACAUAGCAUUAAAAAUGGAGGGAAAGGGAUGGGAUAUAUACCAGAUUUUCAAUAUGGAGGAGCUGUUGAUUGAAGAUAAUUUUCCAACCUCUGAGCAAAAAUUACUUAUAUUUGAUCAUCCAUUUGGAAAAACUAGUGUGAACAUUUUUAAUCUGGUGUACUUUCUUUUGCACAAAAACAUUUUUCACCAAUUGAUAAGGAAAACAAAAGUUAUCAUGACAUGUAGAUCUGAUAUAUUUGAAGAAAUUAGAGCCUUUCACAUUGAUCAUUUAAAGAAUAUAAUUCGCAUGACCAAAACUUACCUGGGAAAAUCACCUAGAUUACUAAAAGAAAUUUUCCAUGUAGAUAAAGUUCAGUCUGGUCUAUCGGAAAAUGACGAGGCCAGUGAAAAUUAUUACUUACAGAGGCUAUGUAAUCAAAUUGGAAUCUACUUCAAUGACGGUCAAAAUCACAUGUAUGAUUUUUAUAUUUUGAUUUUGUUAGCACAACACAGGAAUUUAAUUUUGAAACAGUCAUUACUAUGUGCACAAGAAAAUGUAUCUCAAAUUCUUGAAAACAAUUUAUCAAAAGAAAAAUUUACCGAAGGGAUGAAAUCAGCAAUUAAAAAAUCUAAAUACUUAAGACGCAAAAGAAUGGGAGAUGUUACUGUGUGCUUUUGCAAACAUGAGUGCAUUAUAGAUGCAUGCAUCUGCCACAUGUUGAAAAAUGAUCCACAAUUAUUUCUUAAAUGUGCUGGAAAUGAGCUUAUCUGUAGUCAUGUUUGUCCAUUUAGUGCCAGUGCUGGUGAGUGUUGGAAACUACUUGACAAAGAACAAUAUCCAAUACUCGUCAAAAGUUUGCACGAAUAUUUAACAUCAGAUGACAUGUGUGCCAUGUCAGAUGUUAUCAGGUUACCUUAUUGGAUGCAUGAUGAGUUUAUUGAUGUUUUUACGAAUGUACUUUCACAGAAUGAAAUGACAGAAAUUUUGUAUGGAGAUAAAAGGUACCCAAUUUAUAUUGACAAUCAUCGUUUAGUUGAAAAUUCCAGCAAACCAAAUGAGCAGUGUGAUACUAUCUGGAAUGAGAUAGAAAUGUUACGUUUUGAACUUCUGUUUAGUGGACAGUGGGGUGAUGGUAUAGAAUCACAACCAAAUGGUUUUACAGUACUUUCUACAAAUUUUGUAUACUGGACUAUUUCUUAUGGCAGAUAUGAAGCUAUUGACAAAAUACUAAGACUUGCCUCAAACCAGAACCGUCUCACAGACGUAAAUCGUUGCAUUAUGCUUGCUUGCUUCAGAAGUGUGGACAUUGUUGAAAAUGUCCUACAACAUCUUAAAAUGACAACAUUGACAGAUGUACGCUACUCAAAAUUAAAAACAUUGUUCUUCGAUGAUCAAGCCACUAUUUUGCCAUUGCAUGUUGCUAUUGCUAGGGAAAAUUUAGAUUUAGUCAAUGAUCUAUUAGGAAAACAAGUCCUCAUAAAUGAUGUUGACCAUAAGAAAAGAUCGGCUCUACUGGUAGCUAUGGAGAAAAAUCAUAAAGAUAUCACUAAAACGUUACUGAAAAUUGAGGGAGUUGAUGUCAAUGCGCAUGACAUUGAAAGCAGGUACCCUUUACAUUUGGCUGCAAUGAAAGGGAAUGAAGACUUCGUUAAAACACUUUUAGACAAAAAAGCCAAGGUUGAUUGCGUUGAUGGAAAUGAUGUUACUCCUUUGAACACAGCCUCUACAUCUGGAUUUAAAGAUAUAACAGAGUUGCUUUUAAAAGGAGGUGCAAAAUUAAAUAAAUUUGAUAACAAAGAAAAAUCUCCUUUGAUUAAUGCUUUAGAAAAUGAACACAUUGAUGUGGUUGGACUACUGAUGCAAAAAUUAAACACAAAAUCCAUGGAUUUAAACCACAGAGAUGUUGAUGGAAAAACGCCUUUAUUUGUGGCUGUGGACAAGUGUUAUAUUGAGACAACAAAAAGACUUGUGAAACUAGGAGCAGAUGUUAAUAUUUAUGAUAAGUUUGAGAGAACACCCUUGUAUUUGGCAGCAGAUAACAAUUCAUUUGAACUUGUCAAAUAUUUGAUCAAGAAAGGAAGCCAGUCUUUGGUAAAUAAAGGUGACUCAAACCAUAAAACACCUUUGCAUUUGGCUGUAGAAAAGAGUAAUUUGGAAAUGGUUGAACAUUUGGUGAAAUAUGGUGCAAAUGUGAAUUCCUGUGAUAAUGACAAUAAGACACCUUUACUUAUGGCUGUUGAGAAGUUUCAAAACAGUGAAAUACUUGAGUUUUUACUGAAAAAUGGUGCCAGAGCCGACAUUGAUGGUAAUCCAGGAAUUCAAUCUCCUUUAUUUUUAGCAAUAACAAUGAAAAAUACAGAAGUCUUUGAUAUUUUAGUAAAAAACAAAGCUGACCUGAACAAGUUAGAUAAUGAACAAAGAAGUGUUUUAUGCUACGCUGUAGAGAGGAAGGAGGAAAAAAUUGUCAGAAUAUUGCUCCACAAGAGAGUAGAGAUAAACACGGCUGACACUAACAAAAUGACACCAUUGCAUUACGCAGCUGAAAACAAUCUCUACGAUAUUUUGAAGCUUCUAGUCCUUGAGCAUGCUGAUGUAAAUGCAGCUGAUAAAAAUGGACGAACCCCUCUUCAUAUUGCAUCGGAAAAUGGACAACUCGACAUAGUUGAACAUUUAGUUCGAAAUGGAGCAAAUGUUAAUAAAACGGACUUUGAAGGUGACGAUCCCUGUGAAUAUGCCUUUAAGAAUCAAAGAAAAGAGAUAAUCAUGUAUCUGGCAAAAUAUGGAGCACGUUUAAAAACUGAACAAAAUUACACUAGGCAAAAUUGCUAAGACCCCGCUCAAUAUUCUCAUUCGCAAUCAAAAAUCAUUGAUGAAUGAUUUGUCAUUUAUAUCGCUUAGUAGUCACACAGUUGUUUAGUAUACAUACACAGUCCACCACAUUUCCUGUUGCCCAAGUUUUUUUAAAACAAUCUUGCAACUGCCGUGUGAUCAUUCAUCAAAACCAACUUGCCAAUUUUAGAAAAUGAUGCAAGAAUGAAUGAAGUAUUUAGUGAACUUCAGCUAAUCAGAUAAAAAAAAAAAAUACGCAUAUGUAUUACAAAGACUGCUGGAACUUGUUCAGUAUGAAAAUACCUGAGGUAUAUAAAGUGUGCUUUUAUCCAAAUAAUAUUGAUGUAUUCAUUAUUUCAUCUUCUGAGACGGUAGUGCUAGUGUGUAUUAUGAUAAUAUAAAUUCGUCUCAGUUCUAUGGAAAUGAGACAUUUACUUAUGAAAUUUGCUCACUGCUAGUUCCAAGGUUUAUGAAUAGACGCUUGUAUCUGAGGAAAUAUGAUUUGUUUAAAGAGAUUUACAUGUUAGCACAAUGCUUAAUUACUACAAAGUGUUGAUCACAGUUGUAUUAAAAUUACCAGUAACUAACAUUGAUGCACUAUCAUACUUUAUAGUGCUGCAUUCUUAUUCUGAAAUACUGACUGUAGACUUGUUGUUUUUUAAGGUUGUUUACUAAUUGACAUGCGAGAGGUUAUCAAAAAGUUCAUGAACUAGCGCCAUAAACUAAAAACCGCUUUAGGUACAUCAAUGCAUUUUAACACAAUUAGUUAGCAUCAUCUUUUCUAUCUAUAUAAUAAACCAUGAUUUAUAAGUUUUAUUUUUCAAUAAAUUGUGAAUGCUUUUGUGAAAAAUGGUAUGUCUAGGCGGCGCAACUUCCAAAAUGACGUUUUUUUCCCACCUGAGUGUAAUUGAGAAAAAACUCUUUUGUUAUGAGAAUUGUCAUUCAAAAAUCCCGUGAAUUCAUUUAUGUGGUAUGACACGAUUGUUCCGUAAUUUUUGCAAUUUUUACCUCAUUCUGUAAGUUCUAUGAAAUUUAAUCGUAAAUUUUAAAUGAAGUGUCCAAACGAAGGCUUGAAAAUGACGUCAAAAAGGGGGAGGGGUUUCUUUCUCCAACAUUAUAUAAAGUUUCGCCCCAGGAAAAAACCGAAAUAGACCUAAGAAAUAUUAAAACGGGCUACAAAGAAAUAAAAUGCAUCCAGAGUACUUGUUUUUUAAAUGCUGAUAAGAAUUGAACGGAGAGACGAGAUGCACAGUUAAUGUCGACAUGUACUCAGGGUGUCAAAAGUCAGUCACAUAGAAAAGAAACGUUGAUCAUUGAACUCUGACAAGCAAAUUAUGCUGGCUUUAUCAAAUAAGGAUCUUUCCUUAUGUAUAGAUCCAUUUACAAUAUUAUAUGCAUUGAAAACAGCUGUUCAUGCGAUUGUUAAGUCUUAUAAAAAAGACGGGGUUAAGUCCUUACUUAACUCCAGGAAAUCUCAUCAAAGUGUAUGAGGUAGAGAGAGCGGACAUUUAAAAUCGAUGAAGUCGGACGUCAUAAAACUAAACGGCGAAAGCGCCAGGUGAUCAUACAAUGUCUUUUUUAUUUGAUAAUAAUUUGGCAAAUUAUCAACGUAUCAAGCUAAAAUUUUCAACAUUUCUUAAAGUUUUGUUGAUUUAUGUUCUUUAUAAUUUGUGUAAUCACAGACAGUAUUAAUUUUAUCGCCUCAGUCCACGAACUUUCUGAUAACCCCUCGUAUAUAGUUAUCUUUGUGUUAAACAUAUUGGAUUUUGGAAUGUCCACGGUCUAAAUUUCAACAAAUUAGAUCACGAUUUUUUUAAUCACUUCAUUUUUAAUAUGAUGUUUUAAGUAUUUUGUUAUGUUAAAACAUGAACAAGGUGUCUCCAGGAAAUCUCCCACGACACGUAAAACCUUAUUCAUUGAGAUUGUAAGAAAAUGGCUUUCUGUUUGUUUAAAAAUUAAUAAAACAACUGGAUUACUAUUUGAUAA
Saccostrea echinata is the source of this 6537-nucleotide messenger RNA. RefSeq lists its product as uncharacterized. The transcript has 9 exons. Gene Ontology annotation, biological process: protein localization to ciliary inversin compartment. NCBI's taxonomy places the organism in Eukaryota, Metazoa, Mollusca, Bivalvia, Ostreida, Ostreidae. The coding region runs from base 130 to 4551 and encodes 1473 amino acids. Gene Ontology annotation, cellular component: ciliary inversin compartment. The record is from RefSeq and is a predicted model, not a curated record. Gene Ontology annotation, molecular function: protein binding.